Messenger RNA from Saccharomyces eubayanus, 1815 nucleotides. It is a transcript of the gene LEU9, whose product is annotated as 2-isopropylmalate synthase LEU9. Gene Ontology annotation, cellular component: mitochondrion. The coding region runs from base 1 to 1815 and encodes 604 amino acids. The record is from RefSeq and is a predicted model, not a curated record. Gene Ontology annotation, molecular function: 2-isopropylmalate synthase activity. Gene Ontology annotation, biological process: L-leucine biosynthetic process. The transcript has a single exon. Lineage: Eukaryota; Fungi; Ascomycota; Saccharomycetes; Saccharomycetales; Saccharomycetaceae.
AUGGUAAAACAUUCAUUCAUAGCGCUAGCUGAACAAGCUAGCAAACUAAGAAAAUCCAUUCUACCUGUAAAGUUAACUUACAAGAACAUGCUAAGGGACCCAUCCGAAAAAUAUAAGGCAUUCGUCCCACCAAAGAUGACCAAAAGGAUCUGGCCAGAUAAAACAAUUCAAAAGGCCCCACGUUGGUUAUCCACCGACUUGAGAGACGGUAACCAAGCUUUGCCAGACCCAAUGUCUGUGGCUCAAAAAAAAGAGUAUUUCCAUAAACUGAUCAAUAUUGGUUUCAAAGAAAUAGAGGUUUCCUUCCCAUCUGCAUCUCAAACUGAUUUCGAUUUCACCAGGUACGCCGUGGAGAACGCUCCAGACGAUGUUAGCAUCCAAUGUCUUGUUCAAUCCAGAGAGCAUUUGAUCAAGAGAACUGUCGAGGCAUUGUCCGGUGCCAAGAGGGCCACCAUACAUACCUAUUUGGCUACAAGCGACAUGUUCCGCGAAAUCGUGUUCAACAUGUCCAGAGAGGAAGCCAUUUCCAAAGCCGUCGAGGCCACCAAACUGGUCAGGAAACUAACUAAGGAUGACCCUUCACAACAAGCUACCCGUUGGACAUAUGAAUUCUCCCCUGAAUGUUUCAGUGAUACUCCUGGUGAAUUUGCCGUUGAGAUUUGUGAAGCUGUCAAAAAAGCUUGGGAGCCUACACAGGAAAAUCCAAUCAUUUUCAACCUGCCUGCCACCGUGGAAGUAGCCUCACCAAACGUUUAUGCUGACCAAAUCGAAUACUUCUCUACUCAUAUCACCGAACGUGAAAAAGUUUGUAUUGCUACGCAUUGUCAUAAUGAUCGUGGUUGUGGUGUCGCAGCCACUGAGUUAGGUCUCCUCGCCGGUGCCGAUCGUGUUGAAGGUUGUCUCUUUGGUAAUGGUGAACGUACAGGUAACGUUGACCUGGUUACCGUGGCCAUGAAUAUGUAUACUCAUGGUGUUCCACCUAAUUUGGAUUUCUCAGAUCUAACCACGAUCUCAGAAAUUGUCCAACGUUGUAACAAGAUCCCAAUUUCUCCAAGAGCACCAUACGGAGGUGACUUGGUUGUCUCCGCCUUCUCUGGCUCCCAUCAAGAUGCAAUUAAGAAGGGAUUUGCCAUUCAAAGCAAGAAACAAGCCCAAGGUGAAACUCAAUGGAGAAUCCCAUACUUGCCAUUAGAUCCAAAGGAUAUUGGCCGUGAUUACGAAGCUGUCAUCAGAGUCAACUCUCAAUCCGGUAAGGGUGGUGCUGCCUGGGUUAUUAUGAGGUCCCUAGGAUUGGAUGUUCCAAGAUCGAUGCAAGUUGAUUUCUCUAACACUCUUCAAAAAAAUGCAGAUGCCUUAGGAAGGGAAUUAAAGUCCGAAGAAAUCACAAAACUAUUUAAAGAAACUUACAACUACAAUAACAAUGAACACAUAUACGUCACUUUGUUAAACUACGAAGUGAAGAAAUUAAACUCUGAACGUAGGGCCUUAGUUGGUCAAGUCGAAGUGAAUGACAAAGUUGUUGAUAUCGAAGGUUACGGUAACGGUCCGAUCUCUUCCCUGAUGGAUGCAUUAUCCAACUUAUUAAAUGUUAAAUUGAGUGUUGAAAACUACUCCGAACACUCCCUAGGUUCUGGUUCCGCCACUCAAGCCGCAUCGUUCAUAAACCUUUCCUAUAUAAGGAAAAAUGAUCAUGCUACCACUAACAUGUGGGGUAUUGGUGUAUCUGAGGACACUGGAGAUGCUUCUGUCAGAGCCGUCUUUGCUACGGUGAAUAACAUCAUUCAUUCCGGCGACGUUUUAUUACCAGAACAAUAG